Messenger RNA from Metarhizium brunneum ARSEF 3297, 1848 nucleotides. RefSeq lists its product as uncharacterized. Lineage: Eukaryota; Fungi; Ascomycota; Sordariomycetes; Hypocreales; Clavicipitaceae. Gene Ontology annotation, molecular function: flavin adenine dinucleotide binding; monooxygenase activity. The record is from RefSeq and is a predicted model, not a curated record.
AUGUCUCCUCCGAUGCCGGCAACCGCCGAGGGAUUCGCCACAUAUCCCCCCCGGACUGCGCUGCCGCCUCUUUGCCUCGACGCAUCCACCGCCCGUGAAAGCAUCAACGCCGGCGAGGUCGUGAACAAAUGGAUCGCCGCUCUCUCCUCGGCCAUUGACGACAAGUACGUCGCGGGCUUUGAAAGCCUGUUUGUGCAGGAAUCGUGGUGGCGCGACCUCGUGGCCCUGACCUGGAACGUGGCCUCCAAGUACGGUCCCCCGGCCAUCAGCGCAUUUGUCCUAGGAUCAACCACCGGGCUGGGAGAGUUGACGGCCGUACAGACGCCCAUGCUGGGCCCGAGGCUGGAGCAGUUGGGGCCCGCGACCUUUAUCCAGGCGGGCUUCGCCUUUACGACCAAGUUCGGCUCCGGACGGGGGGUCGUUCGCCUCGCCAACACGGGGCCCGACGAGUGGAAGGCCUGGACCGUUUCCACGCAGCUGGAACGGCUAAAAGAGACGCAGGACGCGGGUCGAGACGGUGCAAAUGGACCAGAGACAACGCCGGAGUCGGACGAGCUGCAGGUCCUGGUCGUCGGCGGCGGCCAGUGUGGUGUGUCUUUUGCCGCUCAGCUGGAACACAUGGGACUCCGCUACUUGCUGGUAGACAAGAACCCCAGGAUCGGCGACUCGUGGCGCAACCGCUACGACAUUCUCAAGACGCACACGCCCUCGGCCAUGGACAAUCUCCCGUUCCUGCGGUACCCUGCCAACUGGCCCAGACACAUGACCAAGGACCAGUACAGCGAAUGGAUGGAAUGCUACAGCAAAAUCAUGCAUCUCAAGACGCGCAUGAGCACGACGGUCAAGAGCGUUGUGCGCAAGGACAGGAGCUAUAUAAUCGAGCUCGAGACAAACGGAGCCACUUACACCACCAAGGCGAGGCACGUCGUCCUCUCUACAGGCCUUCACAGCGACCAGCCCGUGCAGUUAGACACCCCGGGCCAAGAUUCCUUCCACGGCCAAAUGUACCACUCGUCCCGGCACAAGUCGGCAUCCAGCGUGUCCAACCUGGCCUGCAAAAACGUCGCCAUUGUCGGGGCCGGCACCAGCGCGCACGACGUGGCCCUCGACUUUGUCACCCACGGCGCCAAGAGCGUGUCCAUGAUCCAGCGCGGCACGGGCCUCUUCCUCACGCCGGAUUCCUGCGAGCGCACCGUCACUGCCCUCUGGGCAACUCCCCAUCUGAGCAUCGAGGACGCGGACCUCAUCGAGACGUCUGUGCCCAAUGUGCUCGCGCUCACGCUGGUUUCUGGCACGACGUCUGUAUGCGCCCAGAUGGACGGGGAUCUCAUCGGCGGCAUGGAACGGGCCGGCAUGGCUUUGAGAAAGGGCGAGGACGGCAUCAGCCUGCUGGAUCUGCUGGUGCUCAAGUCGGGCCACUUUUACAUUGACCAGGGCGCGGCGCAGAUGAUUGUCGACGGGAGGAUCAAGGUCCACCGGUGCAAGGGGGGGCUGGGGGCCUUUUACGAUCGCGGUGUUGAGCUGGCGGACGGGAGGAGGCUCGACGCGGAUGUGAUUGUGCUGGCGACCGGGUGGGAGCGCACCGGUGACGUGGUCGAACGGCUGCUUGGGAGGGACUUGGCCGGCCGGGUGAGUGCCCGGGAAUGGGGACGUCUUGACGAGGAAUCCGAGCGUAUAGGGUGGUGGCGGCCGAGCGGCGUCCCUGGUAUUUGGUGCAUGUCCGGGGCUAUUAGCUGGGCGAGGCAGUACUCGAGGGUGCUGGCGCUGCAGAUUGAUGCCGUGGAGAGGGGAUACAACGACGAGUAUUAUCGAGAGACGGCGGCUGCCGGCGGACGGGGGGCAGGAUGA